AUUCCAUUCUUUCAAGUUUUGAUGAAAUUGGUAAAACGAAUGGACAUGACAGCGUCCAUUCUUGAAGGCUUCAAAUCUAAAAUGGAGAAAGCUGGCAUCUCCAUGUUGAUAAAUGGUCACAAUGGCACACCUGUUGGAGUGGGUGCAGCCAGAAAUCGGGCCAUUGGAGCAAGCAGUGGACAAUUCUUAUGCUUUCUUGAUGCAGAUGAUGUAAUGGACAGCAGAAGAAUUGAGAUGCAGUUAGCAGCAGCUGUCUCAAGACCAAGUGCUAUAGUUAGUUGUCAGUUCAGACGUCUCCCUGUGGACUCUACCCCACGAUUCACAGAUUGGUGCAAUAGACUUGAACAAGAACAGUUGUACACUCAGGCCUACACAUCACACGGUCCAACGGUUGCCAUGCCAACAUGGUUCUGCUCAAGAGAAGUCUUUGACAAAAUUGGAAAGUUUGAUGAGAGUGGAAAGGGUACACCGGAAGAUCUGAUCUUCUUCAUGGCACAUUUGAAAGGUGGAGGGGAGCUCUACAGAGUGAAUGAAAUCCUGAUGAUGUAUAGGUAUCAUCCUGGAGCUACUACUCACUCCGUUCUCAGGGAGACGAUCUGGGAGAUCCAAGUAUCUUCCUUUGAAGAGCAAGUUCUUUGUGGCUGGAAUCAAUUCACCAUCUGGAAUGCUGGUAAACAGGGUCGAAGGUUCUACAGAACGCUCAAGGAUGAGAACAAACAAAAGGUGAUUGCAUUUUGUGAUGUUGAUGAAAAGAAGAUUGAGAAAGGAGUCUAUAUCUAUGAAGAGAGCAAGAAGUCACCAAAACCCAGGGUUUCAAUUGUACACUUCUCUGAUGCGAUACCACCUUUCAUCAUAUGCAUGAAACAGGAUCUUACAGGAGGUGACUUUGAGAAAAACCUAGGAUCAUUGAAUCUUCAAGAGGGCAAAGACUACUACUUCUGCAGUUGAUGGAGUCUACUACUCUGGAGUUGACAAGGUCUACUUCUCUGGAGUUGACAAGGUCUGCUACUUUUGCAGUUGACAUGAUCUACUACUCCUGCAGUUGACAAGGUUCACUACUUCUGCCAUUGACAGUCUACUACUUCUGCCGCUGACGAGGUCUAGUUGGAUUGGAUUGGAUUGAUGAAGUUUAUUACAUCUGCAGUCGACAACGUCUACUACUUCUGCAGAUGACAAGGUCUACUUAUGCAGUUGACAAGGCCUAAUUCUUUUGCAGUUGACAAGCUCUACUACUCGUACAAUUGAAUAGGUAUGCUACUUCUGCAGUUGACAAAGUCUACUCCUGAAGUCAACAAGAUCUACUUCUGCAGUUUACGUGGUCUACUACUCCUGCAAUUGACAAGGUUCACUAAUUCUGCCGUUGACAGUCUACUACUCCUGAAGUCAACAAGGUCUACUACUUCUGCAGUAGACAAAAUCUACCACUUUUGAAGUUGACAAGAUUCACUUCAGCAGUUACCAAGGUCGGCUACUUCUGCAGUUGCCAAGGUUGGCUACUUCUGCAGUUGACAAGGUCUGCUACUUUUACAGAUAACAAGAUCCACAACUUGUGCAGUUGCCAAGGUUGACCCCGUGCGAGGUAUUGUUAGGUAUCUAUAUAGCCUAAUCUUUUAUUGUAAAAGCUUCAUUAACCGGUUUUCCUCUUUCAGUAUAGGAUAUCUUGUCAGGAUUUCUAUAAACAGUAUUCCUUGAUGAAUUGCUGUCAAUCAGCAUAUGCUCUCUCCAGCUUGUCUGUUAUUGUGGUAGGGCCAGGAAUUUUACAUGGUGCCAGCUUUUUAAUUCACUAAUAUGAUGGUCCCAUCUUCCCCUUCAACUUCAUAUGCUACCUGUAAAAUCAAACAGAGUGGUAUUUUAAAAACGUUUCGGAAAUUAUACAUAUAUUUUCAAUACCAUAUGCCCCUAACGUGCUCUCAUAGAAUGUUAAAUUGAUAUAUACAUGCACUAUAUUUUUUGGAAAUGAGGGCCGAACACAUUUCAUAAAUAUCAAUUUUUUCUAAGAUUGCAAGAAAUGCAUCAAUCACAAUAUAAAGAAAAACAACAUCAAUGCAAUCAAAUAUACACAACCUCCUUUGAUACUCGAACCUUUCUGACAGGAGAAGGUUGCUUGUUGUUGCCCUUUGAUUUUAGUCCUCUUCCUUUCUUUCUUAAAUUUGUUGCGGAGAGAUUCACCCCAACUGUCCUGUAAACACAUGACAUAAAAGUGUGUAUAUAUUACACAUAUGUUACUUUAUUUUACCAUGGUAGCAGGUCAUGUGACGAAUAUUGUUCAUGGGGAAAAAUAAAAGAAAACUCAUGGUCAUUAUAUGAUAAUGUAUGAUGUUUUUAGAGGGAGAUAACUACACACUUCUACAUUGGUUAAUAAGAUUAUCCCACUAUAUACUUAUAUCCACUUUAAUUAACAGUUACUUCCUUUUUUCAAUUGUGUGUUUUGUUGAAACCACAAUUAUCAUGAUACAUGUAUGUACAUGAAAUUGGAUACAAUUCGACAUUUGAGGUAUAUGAAUAGCCUAAUAUUUCAUUGUAAAAACGUCAUUACCUGGUUUUUCUUCUUAAGAAUAAAGUGAAUGUUGGUAUGGAAGCGAUAUUUCCAAAAGAGAGCCCUCCAUAGCACUAGAGUCUAUACCUACGCUGUACUUUUGAGAAAGAGCUUCUCUAGCUUGCAAGCUCCCGGAGCUCGGAGAGAAUGCAUUGCGAAACAUACCGAACCGGAACGUCUCCACACAAAUCGCAACCUUUUGUGGAUGUGCGGUCAUGCGUGACCCACCUCGGUGAGCUCUCGCUUGCACGCAUUCGGAGGUUAAUUUUGGUCGGCUUGGCGGAUCUAAUGGCGCCUGGGCACAAUAGCUAAUUUGGCCCUUCUUGGCCUUUUCGUGCAGGCAUUCCACAGUCAUCUUCUGAUCCUUCUUCUUCAAAGCCGUCUGGCAUACAAACAUGUCUCAUCGAUGUACUAUCCCUUUUUCUUACUAGUGCUUGGUCUACCUGCUGAAUCCAUGGAAUGGAAUGGUAUUAUUAUUGUUAUUUAUUUGGCAUUUCAAAAUACAUAAAUUACAGUACAAUAUAAAUUACAUAAACAAUAGGAUAUACGUGACAUAAUACAAAGGACCUGGAGUAGAGAUGAACAGGCUGCCUGGGUU
Messenger RNA from Lytechinus pictus (painted urchin), 3134 nucleotides. RefSeq names its product UDP-GlcNAc:betaGal beta-1,3-N-acetylglucosaminyltransferase-like protein 1. Bases 22 to 948 code for a protein of 308 amino acids. The record is from RefSeq and is a predicted model, not a curated record. The transcript has 11 exons. NCBI's taxonomy places the organism in Eukaryota, Metazoa, Echinodermata, Echinoidea, Temnopleuroida, Toxopneustidae.